AUGAGGCAGGCUGUUCCCAUAACCCCCCCCUCCAUGCCUGUGAGUGGAGCUCAUGGAACAGGCUCUCUGCAAGGGCCGCCUACUCCCCGCCCUCUCGGCUGCUGCGGGAAGAAUUGGCUGCUGGCUUUGGAAAUGGCUUUGAGUGAGAUGAACGGGGAUGGCUCUGAACAAGAGGAAGGUGGAUGCCAGGAGCCAGAUGUCAUUGCCAGGGGAAAUAUAUUGGAGAGUUUUGCAGAGAGUCAAGAAGUCAGAGGGUUAAUUAACAGCCUGAAAGGAGUGUAUGGGGAUCUGGGAACACGAGAGGUGACAAUUGAAAAAUUUAUAGUUAUAAUGGACAAGUACCAGGAACAACCUCACUUGUUGGAUUCACACCUAGAGUGGAUGAUGCAUUUAUUGCUGGAUAUAGUGCAGGAUAACAGGUCUCCUUCUCCACUAGUACAUCUGGCUUUUAAAUUUCUUUACAUCAUUACAAAGGUACGAGGGUAUAAAAUUUUCCUCCGACUGUUUCCUCAUGAAGUAGCUGAUCUGCAGCCUGUUUUGGAUAUGUUUGCAGAUCAGAAUCCUAAGGACUAUGAGACAUGGGAGACUCGCUACAUGCUCUUGUUGUGGCUCUCCAUGACAUGUCUGAUACCUUUUGAUUUGGCUCGUCUUGAUGGAAAUAUCCUUUCUGAAGAAGGAUGCACUCGGAUGCCAAUAAUGGAUCGCAUACUCAAUGUAGCAAAAUCUUACCUGGUUGUCAGUGAUAAGGCUCGAGAUGCAGCUGCUGUACUGGUUUCCAGGUUUAUUAUCCGCCCUGAUGUCAAACAAAAAAGAAUGGCAGACUUCCUGGACUGGGCCCUUUCAACAUUAUCUAACUCAUCCUUCCAGACCAUGGAGGGGACUAUUGUAAUGGAUGGCAUGCUUCAGGCCCUGGCGCAGUUAUUUAAACAUGGCAAGAGAGAUGAUUGUUUACCAUAUGCUUCUACUGUACUUGAAUGCCUUGAUAAUUGCAAGCUGUCAGAAAGUAACCAGACGCUUCUUCGUAAACUCGGGGUGAAACUUGUUCAAAGACUUGGAUUGACAUUUCUAAAACCAAAGGUGGCAAAGUGGAGGUAUCAACGUGGUUGCAGAUCUUUGGCUGCCAAUCUGCAGUUUUCUGCCCAGGUUCCAGUUGUGCAGAACCUAGUAAUUGCUGCUGCUGAUGAAGAGGAAUAUGACAUUCCAGGAGAGGUUGAGAAUGUUAUAGAACAAUUGUUGAUUGGAUUGAAAGACAAAGACACCAUUGUCAGAUGGUCUGCUGCAAAAGGGAUUGGGAGAAUAACUGGAAGGCUUCCAAAAGAGUUAGCUGAUGAUGUGGUUGGGUCUCUGUUGGACUGCUUUAGUUUCCAGGAAACGGACAAUUCUUGGCAUGGCGGAUGUCUGGCUCUGGCUGAAUUAGGCAGGAGAGGGUUGUUACUCCCUUCCCGAAUCGCAGAUGUUGUUCCUGUUAUUUUAAAAGCAUUGACAUAUGACGAGAAGCGAGGAGCCUGCAGCGUGGGUUCCAACGUAAGAGAUGCAGCAUGCUAUGUUUGCUGGGCCUUUGCUCGUGCCUAUGAUCCCUUAGAACUGAAGCCAUUUGUUAAUCAAAUUUCAAGCAGCAGUGUAAUAGCUAGAGUAUUUGAACAAAAUAUUGUAUGUCGUGAACAUGCUACUGCUGCCUUCCAGGAGAAUGUUGGAAGACAGGGGACUUUUCCACAUGGCAUUGAUAUUGUGACUGCAGCUGAUUAUUUUGCUGUUGGUAACAGAGUUAAUUGUUUCCUUAAUAUAAGCGUGUACAUUGCUAGUUUUCCUGAGUAUACACAAUCAAUGAUUGAUCACCUGGUUAACACGAAGAUCAACCAUUGGGAUGGUGUUAUUCGAGAACUGUCAACCAAGGCUCUGCAUAACCUCACUCCACAGGUCCCUGAGUAUAUGACAAAUGUGGUUUUGCCAAGACUGCUACCAUUAGCAGUGGGCACAGAUUUGCACACUCGCCAUGGGGCCAUUCUUGCCUGUGCUGAGAUCACCCAUGCACUGUACAAACUAGCAGCAGAGAAUAAUAGAUCAGUUACGAAUUAUUUCAGUGAAAAAUCGUUGGAGGGACUUAAGCAGAUCCAUUUGGAGGUUUGUGCCAAGUUUGGUGAAAUAAAGGAGGAAGACGUAGUACGGCAUGAUGGGAGGAGAUCUGAUGGGUACCUGGAGCACAUCUUUAAACAUGCUGCCAAGGAGCUGUUUGAUAUGGAUGUCAAGGAAAUCACCUACAAAACACUAAAAAACAAGGACUUCCAGGAGGUCAGCCUGGAAAAGGAUGGUGAGACAGUGUUGCGCUUCGCAGCUGCGUAUGGCUUUAGGAACAUCCAGAACGUGGUCCUGAAGCUGAAAAAGGGGAAGUUCUUGUAUCAUUUUGUGGAGGUUCUUGCCUGCCCUGGAGGGUGCUUAAAUGGAAAAGGCCAAGCCCAGACUGAAGAUGGAAAACCUGACAAAGUAUUGCUCAGCCAGAUGGAGGAACUGUAUGCUGCAAUUCCUGUCAGACUUCCAGAAACCAGCAUGCAUGUGCAAAAGCUGUACCAGGACUGGCUGGAAGGGAUGGAUUCCAAGAAGGUCCAGGAAACUCUGCACACCAAAUACUGUGCAAUAAGGAAAACAACAGCCAGUCAAGUGUAUGAAAUGUUGAUAACCUACAGUGAUAUUGUCGAUCCCGAUAUUCUGGAUGAGGUCAUGACAGUACUUAGUGACACCAACUGGGAUGCUGAAUUACCACUGGUGAGAGAGAAGCGCAACUAUCUCUGUGACCUAAUGAAAGUGCCGAAACCGCAACUAGUGUCCAAGAGUGCAGCAUAGUAAAGCAGUCGGUGUUCUCUGUUGCUUUGAAAACUGAAGCUCUCUGGCACUUGCGUCAUGAAGGAGGAAGUGAUCUGUGCUGCUGCAUCUUGAUAAACUGGAGUUUGAGACUGAGCUACAAAAUAUGAUUAACAAAAUUAACGUAAAGAGUAAAUGCACGUGUUCAAAAGCAUCCCACAAGAUAUGCCACUGAAAAAGCAGGCUGUUUAUCUGUCAGUAUCUCCGACCACAAUAUAAAGAAGGCAACAAAGGUCCAUUAUGUUUUCAAUUCGUAAAUUUGUCAUCUGUAGCCACAAGAUGGCAGUUUGUCCUCAUGAUCUUUGUCAUAACUGAGCUGCUUUUGAAUGCCAAUAUCUUGCAUUCCCCUCAGUAAACCUGACUUAGUGUCUCUCCUCUAAAAUCAUUGAGCUUGUACUUGUGUAUUAUUCAUUUUCAGUUGUGACUAAUGCGUGUGGUCAAGACAAAUAUUUAAGAUAAUGUAACAGCUCAGAGUGGUAAUGCUUAAUGGUAAUACCUCUCUCAAUAAACUGUUCUUUUAUUGCCUUCAA
Molecule: messenger RNA, 3386 nt
Organism: Gopherus flavomarginatus (Mexican gopher tortoise)
Lineage: Eukaryota; Metazoa; Chordata; Testudines; Testudinidae
Gene: TBCD
Product: tubulin folding cofactor D
Biological process (GO): adherens junction assembly; post-chaperonin tubulin folding pathway; microtubule cytoskeleton organization
Cellular component (GO): lateral plasma membrane
Molecular function (GO): GTPase activator activity; beta-tubulin binding
Source: RefSeq, a predicted model, not a curated record